Molecule: messenger RNA, 3657 nt
Organism: Pungitius pungitius (ninespine stickleback)
Lineage: Eukaryota; Metazoa; Chordata; Actinopteri; Perciformes; Gasterosteidae
Gene: btc
Product: betacellulin, epidermal growth factor family member
Exons: 5
Coding region: 1212-1781 (189 amino acids)
Biological process (GO): positive regulation of cell population proliferation; epidermal growth factor receptor signaling pathway; positive regulation of mitotic nuclear division
Molecular function (GO): epidermal growth factor receptor binding; growth factor activity
Source: RefSeq, a predicted model, not a curated record
GCACAGCCAGAGGGAAGGAAGGGAAACUGUGUCUUCCUGUUUCAACCUGCAGGCAUCCAGCAGAGAGGCUUCACUCACCCUUUGAAGCUUCUAACAAUUCUUGGAACUUAUUCACGAGCUCCAGGCAAUGGUUAUAAAUAAAACAUGACUCAAUAGAGUUGGACAAUAGACAUAAUGAAUCGUGUUCUAUUUAUGGAUGUUUUACCACGCCUCUGUUUAUUUUGUCGAUAUUUGUAUGUAUUUGUAGAUGAAGGCAACAGUUUGCAGUGGAGCUUUAAAAAAAAAAAAGAAAGUUUUAAAUGUUAAUGUGUUAAACUGCUAUUUCACCAAUCAUUUGAUUCAUCUAUGAAAUGCAAAAAGUGCUUCUCAUGUUUCCUCUCUGUCAUGUGCAGAUAAAGUCACCGUCACGCUGUGAGACAAGUUUAUAAACCACAGCUUCAUUCCGAGUUUAAUUUAAGGUGUCGUGUUCCAACUGGAGUUUUUCAUUUGUUAAAGGAAAGUGUCGGCUUGUGCCAUCUGCUGGUCACUUCUCCACCACAGACAACAUCUGACUUCAUUCCCCCCCAAAACAGCACAGCCAGGAAGAAAUGAAUGCUUAGUAUUUUAUAACCUAAGCAGAUUUUACAAAGUAGAUUUUAAAGUAUAAUACAACAAAUACUUAAAUUUUAGUAGAAACCAGUUGAGCUUUAAUAUAUGCAUGUGCUCAUUCCCCCAGAAGACAGCACAAGGGGAAAUAUAAUUGGGCCCUAAACUUCUGGCCGUUGUUUAUUAUCAAUGAGCUUCAGUCUUAAGAAAGAGAAAGCAAGGUAUGACGGUGCAGUUGUUCUUUGAGGAGGAAACAACCCACACAGCUUGAAUGGAGUCCUGCUUUUUCUUUUUUUUUUGUAAGGGAGCGGGUGGGGCAGAGUUGGGUUUCAGUGCCGCCCCUUUUUAAAACCUCACACACACACACACACACUUCAGUCGCAGUCCUGACAGAGACUGUGUGUGUGUGUGUGUGCUCUCGCCUCAAGCUUUCCUGGAUGACCACGAGACAAACUACCAUCAAUGAAGGUCCACGAUACGAAUCGCCACUGGGGAUCUUCCACUGCUCGUCCACACCUUUUUCUAAGGUCAACAACCUGUGAGGAAGGGUUGAUCUGGUUUCAUCUCUACGCGUCAAUGACCCUGAACCUUCACGGCCCGGAGGAGCGUUUUCAUCAAGUGAGGAGAUGGCCCCGGCGUGCAGACUUUAUGUCCUGAUAGCCACAGCUCUGGCCUUAUGCAAACACUCCGCGGCAGAAUGGAACGCCACCGCCGAGUCCGCCAAUCGAACCGAGUCCCUCUGCCAUCUCCAUGGCAACAGAGACAACUGCACAGCAGACGCAGGGGACACGGGGCAGUGGAACGACCACUUCUCAAGGUGUCCCGAGGAGCUGAGACACUACUGCAUCCACGGGGAGUGCCGCUACGUCAAAGAGCAGAAGGCCCCGUCGUGCCGGUGUCAGCAGGGAUACAUUGGCUCACGCUGUGAAUACCUGGAUCUAGACUGGCGGAUAGGAGAGAAACGUCAAAUCAUAAUUGCCUGCCUCAUCGCGGGGCUUGUUUUCCUCAUCCUCGUCAUUGUGUUCGUCUGCUUCUGUUCACACCGCAGGUGCAGGUGGUGGUGGCGCAGGGGGCGACGGAGGGAAGAAGUCCCGAGGAGCGGCACCGAGAAGCUCCGCAUGAUGGACACCGGCGAGGCGCCCGCGACCUUAGCGGCGGCAGACCCCGAGGAGCCGCCGCACACCCACGCCGUGUGAGGAGGCAUCAAGGGUCUGAGGGGCGUUCAGACGAGGAGGGACCACGUCCCCCCCGCACGGGGGGGCAGCUGCUCCCAACGGCAAGCGGGGGCCCCGGAGAAGGGGGACAUUUUGUCCACAGAGGCCUGUGUGCUACGUCGAGCUGGAGAACCCGGAGUCUGCAGCCUCCUCCCACGGUGUGGCCUUCACCUGGAAGGUUUGACGAACUCUCUUCGGGGACCAAGAAAACAAGAGAGCGCACACUGUAGAUGACGCUCGCUGAGCCUUAUUAAAAGUCCUAUUGUUACCGUUGCCGCGGAGCAACAAUAGCUGGCGGCUGCCGACUUAAUCGGCCGUUGCUACGUCGGAAAAUAAAGCCGGCGACAACAGCAGCCGGCAGCCAGUAAUAAGCGAGCGUGACAAACAGUGACAAAGUAAUAAUAGCUGAUGAGGAUAAGGGUUUGCGUCAGGGACACUGGCCCGAAAGAAAUGAAAAAAAUGGGGACUUUUUGAGGACGUUCCAGUUUACUCUCUCACAAAGAGAUCUUUCAUUGUUUUGAAAUGUGCAAUAUUACAAGUCUCACCUGCUGCUGCACACUGUUCCACCACGCUUGCACCUAUGGGUCAUGUUGUUUCUAAUUAACCUAUCGAACCCCAUCUCAAACCCAUCAUGGUUUAUCCUCUAUCCACGGCGCCCCAAAACAUCCUUCAGAAUACUGUUACUCAGCAACAUCAGCAAUGCAAGCGAAGGAUUUCGGGGUCGCAGGAGGACAAGGAGAACUUGUGCAGAAGGCCCCCUUUGAACUGUAUAUUUUGAGCUGCAGCGGCAGAACAGCCGAGCCUGUGUGCGGAGGCUCGGCGGAGGUGAAAGUGCCCCACUGUGCGAGACACUUUCCAAACUGUCAGCCUUCCACCAGGGUUGUCUGUAACCGUGUAUCUGUGUGUACAUCAACUGCAUCUAAAUGUAGAAGGUGUGGAGGGCAGAGCCAGUGAAGUCUCCUUGUACGUGCUGUCCAUUUAAAUCAUUCCCCCCGCCCCCAAAAAAAGAUCCAUAUGAAACACUUCUAUCUACUGCAAUGAGCCCUCCGUUAUACUUUCAAGAAAAGUUACUCAGUCUGCAGACUGAACUCGUCACAGGCCAAUGAGCUCCAGUUUGGAAGCCCACACUGCUGACUCAUGCUCAGCCACACUUGCACGUCUCCGGUUCCUGCCGCCACCAUUUGUUCCAGCGUCGACUUCAAACUGCAGUAUCUGCAAAAUUGUUAAGUCAAACAAAGGAGUAAGACGUGCCGUGAUUAAGUAACGAUUGCGCUCCCUCUCGCUCUCAUCAUGUGGUUACAGUUGUUAUAUUGGUGGAGCUACUGGAGCCAACACAUUCCAGGGUGAGGGCGUGAACUUAAUGCAGUAUCGUCACGUGGCACAUGGUGGCUGACUCCCUUUUGGCACAACGAAAUGAUCCUCUACCCGACCCGGUCCUUGGUUCUAAAACACUCCUUCCAAAGCAUCGCGAUGGAGAGCGAACAGGUGGUCUUGCUGAAUGUCAGAUGAGAGGAUUGACACCACUCGAUGGGGAUGUGACGGCUGUGUCUUCAUUCUUACCGUACGGACUUGAUGGUGAAACAAAUUGUUUCAGCAAGAAAGAGAAUAUAUUUCUACACACCGAUGAAACUUGAUGCGGUCAUGUGGUUCUUCCUGAUAAUGCUUUGACCUACAUUCAGGUGGCACAUGCCUUCUCAAAAAAGGGCCAGCCGAGGAAUGCCUUUGGUUUCUAUAUGAGGGUUGGUGUCUGCAGGCUGAUAAGAUCAGCAGAUACCAGCCACACUGCGGUAGAUGUUUGAUUUGGAGACGUACUAGAAAUACAAAUAAAGAACCCAUCCAUAAACUCGCAUGAAAUCAA